Messenger RNA from Puntigrus tetrazona (Sumatra barb), 3207 nucleotides. RefSeq names its product IQ motif containing E (gene iqce). Gene Ontology annotation, molecular function: protein binding. Bases 473 to 2467 code for a protein of 664 amino acids. The record is from RefSeq and is a predicted model, not a curated record. Lineage: Eukaryota; Metazoa; Chordata; Actinopteri; Cypriniformes; Cyprinidae. The transcript is spliced from 21 exons.
AACAGGAGUGUUGCGCAAGCAAUGCGCAGAGCUGACGCACACGAGCACGUUUCAUUUGCUGACUAUUGUCAUGUUAAACAUUUUCGGUUGCUAGACGACAAAAAUGCACAUUACAGCCGUGCAGCGAAGAGAGACGCGAAACGACACUGAGCGAUAUCACUGGGGUGACUCCGUAGCGUUUACACACCAUAUCGACGUAGGAUCUGCUGCUUUUCUUAACGGCGACAUCAGGAAACCGCUGCAUCUCGGGAACUUCUUAAGACCCCCUAUCCGUGUCAACGCUCUCUUAUGCUGUUUUAUAUUAGGAUUAAUGCUACUCUUUGACAUGAGAAAAAUAAGAUUUCCUGCUGCAUCAUAAUAACCUUCUCGGACAUUACAGAUCGUACUCUCCGUACUCUGUGAGAAGGUAUUAUGGUCCUAUUGUCUGUAAAAGGUGAUGAUAAAAUAAAAACAAGCCAUCACAAAAGCUGCAAUGUCUGUAGUAGCUGGAGAACUUGUUACUGAAGAGGAGGUAGAGGAUCUGGCAGAGGACAGUCUCUGUAGCAGCUAUGUGUCCGACACGGAAAAGAAAUCCACAAGAAAGAGAGUUUCAGGCAGACCACCUCCUUCUCCUAGGUCACCAUACCUGAACAGUGCAAACUUGCAUCUGAGGAGAGCUCCAGUAGCAUCGUGGAGGACAGUGAAAGGGACACAGCUCCAAAACUAUAAAACCUCUCCGGCUGGUACACCGAAGGACGUCUGGCUGCACUUACAGAAUGAUGGACAUGGGACAUUGUCAAAGUCUCCAAAAGGUGCAGAUUACAGUGUCACACAGACCAGCGUCUCAGUGACCAGCACACCCGAAUACUUGAAGGAGGCCUUAGGAAUGAAAAAGCCAAAAUAUUCGCGCUCUGCUUCCAACGGUUACGUUCCAGGGACGCCGGACUACAAAGAUAAGGAGGAAAUGUAUGAUGAAAUAAUUGAUCUAAAAAAGACCAUCCAGUCCCAAAAGACUGAAUCGGACAAGUUGAAAGCCAAGCUGCGGCGCCUUGGAGAAGAAAGCGCGAAAAAAGACAGACAGAUUGAACAGCUGUUGGAUCCAGUGAAGGACCCAGAGUAUGCUAGAGGUUUAGUGGACAGAAAGACUGAUCCUAGAUCCAUCAUUAAUGGGCUGAAACAGAGGGUUCUACGAUUGGAGCAGCAGUGCAAAGAAAAAGAGAACGCCUUAAGUCAGCUUCAGAGUGACCUCAAAACUACUAACAUGCAGGAAAUGAAAAUCACUGUGGAAACCUACUUCGAAGAGGUUCAAAGAUUGCAAGCACUUUUAGAGUCAGCUGAAAGAAGUAAUAAGGCAGAGAGCAAAAACAUCAGGCGGCAGAACAAGACCCUUAGUGCAACGGUUCUGAAACUCACAAACACUGUUCAACACCUGGAGAACGAGAACCAGGAGCUCAAAAAAGAAUUGACAUUGGAAGAGAUGAACAUGAUGGACAGCCCUGCGUGCCGAGCCAAGGGCUAUAUGGAUUGGAGCAAACAGAGACUCGUGCGCAGAAUUCUGGAGCUUGAAAAGAGAGUUGAGCAGAUGAAGAAUCUUCAGAUCACUAAAGUAUCAGACUUACAGAAGAGCCCGGACAUUAAAGGCACCGAGUCAGAAUCGUCCAAUCAAAGGGAGUCUGUCAACACAGAGAUGGAGCCUUCUGUGAUUAAAGAGGAUGAUGUGCAUUUGAGCGAAGCAGUUACGAAGCUUGGAGAAGAAAAAAAGGAACUACAGGAAAAACUAGCCCAAAGAGAGGAGGAGAUAAAUCAGUUGUCUGCUGAGAAGGAUAAGAGCCUGAAAGAUUUGGAAAACAUGCUGAAGGAACAAAUCAGAGAGCAUGAGGGACUGAUGCAAACACACAGGCAAGAGAUGGAUGCACUGACCAUAGAAAUCAGCUGUUUGAAAGAUAAGUUAGAGGAGGAGAGAACACUCAGAUUAGCACAAGAUUCAAGUCGGGUUCGGGGCGGUUCUUUGUCAUUAACGUUCACAGAACCGAUGCCGAUGGAGAAGAGCAGAGCAGCUAAGAUCAUCCAGACUCAGUGGCGCUCACACCGAACACGGGAUCUAGUUCUUUUACAGUCCUGUCUCAGAGGACAUCUUAUCAGGCAGAGGCAGACUCGAGCAGACCCAAGAACUGUCCCUGCUGCCAUGAGCCAAUCGGGAAUGAACGCUCAGACUGUACAGGAAGAGGAAGUGACUCUGCUGCAGUCUGCUUUGAGGGCUCAUCUCAAACGCAGCGCUCUGAUUAUAGACAGGCGGUCUCCUGACAGCCGUAUGUUGACUUUGACAUUGCAGAUCUUCUGCAGAGACACAGUCUGCGUCUUCCACACAACAGAGAAAGCCGUAUCUCUCCACUCCUCCACUGCUGCCCAAAGGCUGCUCACAGGCCGUGUUUACCAACAAAAUGCAAACCUCAGACCUGAAGAUUCACCAACAGCAACCAGCCGAUGAAUUUCCAAACACCAUUGAUUCGGAUGACUCCGAUGACAUCAUUGUGUCUCCUUCAAAGCCGCUGAGAAAAAGAGAAAAAUGCUGAAGUCCAUGCUGUUUGGACCAGUUUUUUCUCUCUUACCUUGAAACACACACUAUUACCUGAGCAACCCAUAAAAUGUAAUUGACUGUAUGUGGGCAAUAAUGACAAUAUACAGAGAGGAACUUGAAUCACGGAUGAUUUAUCCAUGAUUCACAUUUUUGGACUUCUAAGAACCAAGCCUUCAAAUAAGGGACAAAUUUCAGAAGAUGUGUCUUCACACUCCAAAAGUGCCUUGUGUUGAAUGAUCAUUUUUACGAGGAUCAGGGAUUUAAUAUUCUUCAUUUAUCUUUCAUUGUAGAUCAAUAAACAUGUUACUUUAGGCAGGAUAUUGUAUAAAGCAUAUUUAAGCCAUCGUGCACAUUUAAGGUACACUCUGACUGAUACAAAAAGUACUGUGAAUCUGAUGUAUGCUGGAUGAGACGCUUUUGUUCCGAUUGGAGAGAAAAAAAGACAGUAAAUACUGUUUCACUUAAAUGUUGCCAGUGUGUUACGUUAUUAUAGGUGUAUCUGUGUUGAACCAACAAUCGCACUGAAAAUGUGAUGCUGUUUUUAAUGUCUUUUAAUGUAAAAGAUUUUGCUCAAAGAGCUUGUUUUUGUUUUUUGUGCCAUUGUUCUGGAAUUUGUUAGAGAUAUGUUUAUUAAAACCUGUUUUUCUCUG